Penicillium mononematosum is the source of this 237-nucleotide messenger RNA. RefSeq lists its product as uncharacterized. The coding region runs from base 1 to 237 and encodes 78 amino acids. The record is from RefSeq and is a predicted model, not a curated record. Lineage: Eukaryota; Fungi; Ascomycota; Eurotiomycetes; Eurotiales; Aspergillaceae. The transcript has a single exon.
AUGCACGAGAUGAUUGGCAAUGAAGUUUCGAACGUGGAGUCGGCCAUGAUUCAGGUCGUCGGUCGUGUCCAAGAUACCGAGUGCCGGUCUUGUCUGCAGGACCAUGGGCCAUGGGUCCAAUGCGUUGUCCUGGACGGACCCUCCGGCAUCGUGUGUGUGGAUGCGCAAACUGUCAUUGGAGGAAGAAUGACAGCCGGUGCACCUCGUUUGGUGGUGGAUCUGUUGAGAGCUACGUAA